Messenger RNA from Esox lucius (northern pike), 2460 nucleotides. It is a transcript of the gene pfkfb1, whose product is annotated as 6-phosphofructo-2-kinase/fructose-2,6-biphosphatase 1. The transcript is spliced from 16 exons. Gene Ontology annotation, molecular function: 6-phosphofructo-2-kinase activity; fructose-2,6-bisphosphate 2-phosphatase activity; ATP binding. Bases 940 to 2382 code for a protein of 480 amino acids. Gene Ontology annotation, biological process: fructose metabolic process; fructose 2,6-bisphosphate metabolic process. Lineage: Eukaryota; Metazoa; Chordata; Actinopteri; Esociformes; Esocidae. The record is from RefSeq and is a predicted model, not a curated record. Gene Ontology annotation, cellular component: 6-phosphofructo-2-kinase/fructose-2,6-biphosphatase complex; cytosol.
GUGUGUGUGUGUGUGUACUCAUCUGAAAUGUGGGCUGAUUAUAAUGCAUUAGAUAGUUCAUUCAAGUUCUUUGUGACCAGUGUAAUUUCUCACGGAUGGACAUGCCAUUGGAAGACAUUCCAGUCGUACGUUUUCCCCCCUAAAGUCCCAAAACAGCGUAGAACAUAUCAGCAGUUAAACAAGAAGUACACAAGACAGAACGGUCAAGAAAUCACAUGGAACAUUUUCUUUACAAUCUGUCACAGCUGUAACAGUAGGGAUCUCCAAGUGGACGUGUGUAACGGCAAUAUUUUGCUGAUGCUAUUAAUCUUGCCAGUAGCAUCUCACUUGUGGCAACAUCAUAGAUCUGUGGACCCUGGGUGCAGCCUGACACGCUCAUUUUCCCACUUAAAACCGGGUGCCUUUCCUGUGGGAACUGUGGUAUCUGGCUUGUCUAUUUUGGGCCAGUCACACUUUCAUCCUACCCCCCGGUUCAAUGCGAUUUUGAGCUCCAGUAGAAUGUACAGUGGUCGGGCAGGAGACGGGGCUUGUUCCAUGAGCCUCUCCAGUGCUCCAAACACUGCAGGCGUGUGGCCACUGAACUCAUGUUUGGAGUUGUUUUUGGCCAGAAUUCAGGCAUCCCGCUCUCUGUGAUAUUCUCCUACAAAAAGACGCUAUUAUGGUCCUCAGGUUCCUAUUGACUCUUUCAAUAAGGUUUCGUCUGCGGAUGGUAGCUGGUGGUCAGCUUUUGUACCACUCCUCACUUCGCAGAGGUCUGAGUGGAAUGUGCUCAGGAACAUUGCGACCUCCCAUCUUGUCAAGAACUGAGCCUAUAAUUUUUUGACAUGUGCUGUCACUGAGGGGAAAAGUUUGUGUGAAGUAGAAAACGUUUUGUGAAGUAGAAAGAUUUCCUCUGUUCUUUCAGUUGGAAAAUAGUCCCAUAAAAUACAUUUUUUUAUUAUGUGUUCAGUCCUACCUCCUAUACUUCUGUGGAUUGCAGAAAACUCCACAGCUAUCCAGCUCCUGACAGGGCCUGCGAGGACUGUGGACAAUAUUCCAAUCGGCUCUACAUCCCAAACAGCCUCCGUGCCUCAGCUGACCAACUCCCCCACAUUGAUUGUGAUGGUUGGACUGCCUGCCAGGGGGAAAACGUACAUAUCCAAAAAGCUCACCCGCUACCUCAACUGGAUAGGGUUUCCAACCAAAGUGUUCAACUUAGGCCAGUAUCGCAGGGACGCAGUCCAGACCUAUAAAAACUUUGAAUUCUUCAGGCAGGACAACAAGGAAGCCAUGCAGAUUCGCAAGGCCUGCGCAUCAAAUGCCCUUAAAGAUAUAUGCAUCUACUUUUCAAAGGAAAAUGGACAAGUAGCCGUGUUUGAUGCCACCAACACCACACGGGAGAGGAGGGUAUCCAUUGUGAGCUUUGCCAAGGAAAAAGGCUACAAGGUGUUUUUCGUUGAGUCCAUUUGCGACGAUCCAGACAUCAUCGCGCAGAAUAUCACAGAGGUCAAGGUGAGCAGCCCCGACUACGUAAACUGUGACAAGGAGGAGGCGCUGGCUGACUUCCUUAAACGCAUUGAGUGCUACAAGCAAACGUAUGUGCCUUUGGAUGAUGAAAAAGACAGGAACCUGUCUUACAUAAAGAUCUUCGACGUGGGCUCUAGGUAUCUGGUGAACCGCGUACAAGACCACAUCCAGAGCCGGAUCGUCUACUACCUCAUGAACAUCCACGUCACGCCGCGCUCCAUCUACCUGACGCGGCAUGGCGAGAGCGAGCUGAACCUGCUGGGUCGCAUCGGAGGAGACUCGGGACUCUCGCCCCGUGGUCACAAGUAUGCUGCUUCCCUGGGGAGCUUCCUCAAGGGUCAGAACAUAAAGGAUCUGAAGGUCUGGACUAGUCAUAUGAAGAGGACCAUCCAGACAGCAGAGCAUCUGGGGGUCCCCUAUGAACAGUGGAAGGCCCUCAAUGAGAUUGAUGCAGGUGUGUGUGAGGAGUUGACAUAUGAGGAGAUCCAGGAGAAACACCCUGAGGAGUUUGCCCUUAGGGACCAAGACAAGUACCGCUACCGUUACCCCAAGGGUGAGUCAUAUGAAGACCUGGUCCACCGGCUGGAGCCUGUGAUCAUGGAGCUGGAGAGGCAGGAGAAUGUGUUGGUCGUGUGUCACCAAGCCGUCAUGCGCUGCCUGCUGGCGUACUUACUAGACAAAACCUCAGAUGAGUUGCCGUACCUAAAAUGUCCUCUUCACACGGUGCUCAGACUUACGCCCGUGGCCUACGGGUGCAAAAUGGAGAACAUUUUCCUGAACGUUGAGGCGGUCAACACACACAGAGAGAGACCUGUGAAUGUGGACGUAACUAGAGAUCCAGCAGAGGCCCUGAAGACUAUUCCUGACCAUUUUUGAAUACUUGAAACUGCAUACUUAUUAAACUUAAAGCGGUAAGUGGAAAGCAGAAUAAAGUGAGAGAAGACUGGCGGAAUG